CGGUGCUGGAGAGCAUCACCAUCAUCCACUGAAUACCAACCAGAGCAUCAGGCGGACGUGUCCUACUGACAACAAACACAAAUACAAGGACGUGAGAGCUGGCAUAAAGAACAAAACACUGACAACCCCGCUGCUAAAAUUACUGCGUGUGUCGUCGGACGAACUGCACAAAUAGGCUGUAAGCAGACCGCGAGUGUGCCACCCAAGUUCGGACCGAUGUGGGGACCGCUGGGCGUUAUUGUCAUGGUUACGCCGUGAGAGGUAAAAAGGUCGUAUUUAGAGUAACACUAAUUUUGAACGUGACUGAAAUCAUGGGCUCUAGGCUCAGCCGACAAAACAGUCUCGACAACGAUAAUUUUUCAAGGAAGCGACGGAAGCAUCUAGACAGCACGGGAGAGAGCGACCGGAGCGGAGACUUCUUGUUUACAUCCCUGAUGCUCAGGUCGGAUAAGCUGCCGGGGGUUCUGAGGAGAGCCAACCACAGCCCGUAUGUCAGACGAGUCGCAUGGGUCCGAGAGAUUCAGAAGCUCCUCCAGGAGAGGAAGAUAGAAGAUGCGACGGACGUGCUCAAACUGUUGAGGAAGGACUUGGGAUUAGAGGGUACAUCACUCAAUGAUAUCCUCUAUAAGAAUGCAUCAUUCCUUAACCUGGUGGACCCCAUAUCUCACGAGCUCCUGCUUUGUCUGGCUAGAGACAUGCAGUGCCCAAAGAAGGACUCAGAGACACUGAAGUCGACAGAUAAAAUCUGCAGACAGCUCAUCUACCACCUGACCCCUCACUCCAAGUGGCUUAGAAAAAGUAUGACCCGGCGAAAGGCCCAGGCCUGUCUUAAAACAACUCUUCAGAAGAAGCUCUGCAGCGACUCGGUGGACCUCUCUGGCAUCCCUUUAUCAACUCGAGACAUACGGCACGUGGCAUAUUACCUCCAGACCAGUGGGGGCGCUGUGAUAUCCGUGGAUCUUAGUUUCACUGAGCUCCGGGACGAGGGCCUACGUCUACUUCUGCCCUUCCUGGGUGCAUUGCCCAAACUCACAACACUGGCUCUCAAUGGGAACCGUCUGACUCUUGGCAUCCUUAAAGAUCUGUCUGAAGCCCUCAAAGAAUCCAAGAUGUUCACUUGUCUUGCCUGGAUUGACCUAGGCAACAACGUGGACAUAUUUACCAUGCCACAGUCUCUAUUGGUGUCCCUGCGGCGUCGCUGUAGCCUAAAGAGCAGUCUGCCCACCAUCUAUGAGUACACAGAGGGUCAGCCCUAUUGCUACCGCAUGGAGAGUUCCAUUGAAGAACCCAGCCACUACGAAGAAGAGGAGGAUGAUGAGGAAGAGGAGGACCUGGAGCCAUGGAGCAUUGGGGAGCAGAAAAGUUCAGGUAGCUUUAACCUGCGCCAUUGCGAGAGGUGAACCAAUUACGCUCACCUGACGGGGAUAAAGAAAGAACGGGAGAGCGCAAGCAAGAGAUUCCUCUUCUCUCUGUACCAUUUCUCCCAAAUCAAUCAACACCUUUUUACCAUCUUUCUCCUCCACCGCAGCUCCAUGACCUUCCCAUUGUGGUUAUGUGUGAACCAACAGCAUCACAUAGAAAGAGCCACACAACCACCUGAACGCAGCAAACGGUGAAACACGGCUUCACCAUUGACUUACUGUGUCGGCAGAUGACGCUCCUUGACUCGAGGUGGGGGUUCAUUGGAGGCGACCACAGAGAGAUGCUUUCUUACGCCCCUCUCCGGUCCCAAAGAACCAGUGACGGACUGGACAAAAUGAGAAUUAGAAAUCCCCGAGUCAAUCGACUGGCUGAUGCAUACCAACGGUGGAUGUGAAGCGCUAUGGAUCCCGCUUUUAACUAAGGUACGGUUAGGAAUUUUGUGGGGUCGGGUCAGGUUCAGAGUUGCAUUGCUGAGGCCGUCUCUGCCGCAGCAGGACCUAUCACCACUCUGUGUGUGCUCUACUAAUCUCCCAACAAAAGCCAUGAAACCAGCUCAACAGACUAUACAGAUGACCCACGUCACGUGACCGCAAGCAAAACUGCUAUGUCAAGACUUUUGCAUUUUCCCCCCCUUUCCAAAACGUUCACAUGUGAAUACCCACACACCACUUGUCGUGUAGUUGUCAAUGAUGUUGAAUUGCCAGCGGCUUGUUUUUGUUGUCUGCUAAUGAUGAACAAAGCUAUCUUAGAAGACAACGGGUACAUUUCAACACAGAUGCGUUUUUGUGUGAGCUUAUUCAUAGUCUAAAUCCUACAUAUACCUCCUAAAACAUGUCUCGCUGUUCCCUUUGGAAUGGUCCGAUGAAAUAUGGCUUUUUUUCUUCCGUAUGGUGUAUUUUAAAAUCUAUUCUACAUUCUAGUCUUGAUUAGUCACGUCUGGUACACUUUACUGCAAGUGAUUAUUCACGUCUGGUACAAAAUAACCUUGGCUGUGACAGAGUUUUUAAAUCAAAUUUUGGCGGACAAGUAAUUCAUGUCAAAAUAAAUGGACCUUGAGCUAAAGAGCUAAUGAUUGGUCCAUGGCCUUUGAUUGCCUGAGCACAUUAGUCUGUUUUCAUCGGGUUUGUGGCUGAAACGCUUGUUGUAGCAUUGUCGUCUUCUUGUGACAUAACAUUUUUACGUAAUUCUGAAACAAAAAUGAGCCAAACAAAUAGUUACUGUACUAACCAGCACUUGUUUAGGGGUGAAUCACAGAUGAUCAAAUAGUUAAAUGUCAGUGUUAUGUAUGAUAUAUGUAUUCUUUUGUGUGUGUGUAUAUGUUUUUAAUGUUAUCUUAAUGUUUUCUCGGAGUCUCGUUAACUUCAGACUAUAUUGUAUGUAAUAUUACACAACAACCAUCGUCACAGGGCCUCAAGAAAUUCAAAUUAUACACAAAAUAACUUCUUUUUAACUUUCCAAGGCUGAAUAUUAAAAAGAAAUCUGGACUAUUCAGAAUGGUCUUUGCAUUUGUUGUUUGGCCUUUUAAGAUUACACUUACACUUACCAGGCUUGGUAAUUGGUUUGGUUUGAUGUGCUUAUCUGAGAUGUUUAACCUGCGUAAUGUAUGUGUUUCUCAUAAACGGCAUGACGGUGUCAAUACCCACAAUGCUAAGCAAACUAAUCCACUCAGUCAGUGGCAGGUUAUUGAUAGAGGGCAGUUUAUUGGUCAUGUUGUUUAUGUGUGAGUCUGUGUCAUGCGGUGUCCUCUUAAUCUGUGCUUCAAACAUCCUGUAUUAAACAGUUUAUAAGACUGACUGUUAAACGCUUCUGUAAUAAUAAACUUUUAUUGAUAAUA
This is a messenger RNA of Pimephales promelas (fathead minnow), 3256 nucleotides long. It is a transcript of the gene lrrc75ba, whose product is annotated as leucine rich repeat containing 75Ba. The record is from RefSeq and is a predicted model, not a curated record. NCBI's taxonomy places the organism in Eukaryota, Metazoa, Chordata, Actinopteri, Cypriniformes, Leuciscidae.